AUGUCAAUUGUGUCAAUCUGUCAAUGAAGAGUUGCAGUCUCGGAGCUCGCUGCUAUUAACACUGACACACCGGAUGACCAGGCCGUGCUCCUUCAGAGGCUUAACACUGCAUGUGACUCACUUGUCAGGCAGAAGAAAAUAGCCCUACACAAUAGUGAUGAGUAUAUCUCUAACAAGAUUGGAGCAACCCUGGCCAGCGGUAUCCCAGGUGUCGGGGCCUGGAUGAAGUGGGAGUUGGGCCAAGACUUUGCAAAGUCUACGCUAGAAGCCUUCGGCUUGGGGGACCUGGACAAGCUGCAAGAAUAUAAAAAGUCAGUUCAAGAUUUUCAGCAUAUCUAUAAUCCUAAGACAGAGAUGGCCUGCAGAAUAGCAUUGAAUGCGGCUGUGAUGACGUGGAAGGAGAUCGUGCAAGACACAGCGAUGGAAAGCGGUACCGAGGUAGUUCAUAUUGGACCUGGCUUUGGGCAGAUUAUCUGCAUGGGACUUGGGUAUCAUCAAAUGCGCAAUAAAAUGCUCAAAAUCAUGGAUGCCGCCGCCGAAAAGGCUAUUAUGUUGCAUCAGGGUUUAAUCAUUCCAAAUGUCAUCCAUUCGCUCGAAUGUGGCAGCGUGGUCACGAACCAGGCUGUCUACCUGGCCAAGCUCGCGGAGCAGGCGGAGCGCUAUGAGGAUAUGGCUGAGAACAUGGUGAGCGUUGCAUCUGAGGACCGCGAACUUAGUGUUGAGGAGCGCAACCUCCUGUCCGUAGCCUAUAAGAAUAUGACUGGCCCUCUCCGUGCUUCCUGGAGAAUAGUCACUUCGGUUGAACAGAAUGAGAUCAAGGCCAACUAUGCUGAGGUUAAUCUCAUCAAAGAGUACCGCCAAAAGAUUGAAAAUGAGCUCGCCAUGGUCUGCAAGGGUAUUCUUGAUAUCAUCAACACGCACCUGAUCCCCUCUGCCACGUCUGUCGAGGGUAAAGUCUUUUACUACAAGAUGAGCGGUGACUAUCAUAAGUAUCUUACCGAGUUUUCUACCGGAGUCCGCCGCAAGGACUACGCCCAGAAGUCGCUCGAGGCGUACGAAGCCGCCACUCAGGUUGCUCAGGUCGACCUUCCCGCUACUCACCCUCUCCGCCUAGGCCUUGCUCUUAACUUCUCCGUGUUCUAUUAUGAGAUUCUCAACGCCCCCGACAGGGCUUGCCAUCUAGCCAAGAAGGCAUUUGACGAUGCCAUUGCUGAGCUCCCCACUCUAACUGAGGAGAGCUACAAGGACUCAACACUCAUUUUGCAGCUUCUACGGGACAACCUUACCCUGUGGACCUCAUCCGAGGAGUAA
Molecule: messenger RNA, 1311 nt
Organism: Aspergillus bombycis
Lineage: Eukaryota; Fungi; Ascomycota; Eurotiomycetes; Eurotiales; Aspergillaceae
Exons: 6
Coding region: 223-1311 (362 amino acids)
Biological process (GO): signal transduction
Cellular component (GO): cytoplasm
Source: RefSeq, a predicted model, not a curated record